AUGAUAGUCCUAAAAACUAUACUGUUAUUUUUAGUAUUCCUUCUAAGUACAGUACUUGUAUUUAGUGCAGAAGAAGCCCACUUUAUUUCUGAAUAUAUUACAUCAUUAAAUUCUAGUACAUUUGAAAAGUUUGUCUCUGAAAAUGAAUUUGUUUUGGUUACCUUCUUUGCUCCUUGGUGUGGGCACUGUACAGCUCUUGAGCCAGAAUUUAAAGCAACAUGUGCAGAGAUGGCAACUUCAAUACCUAAAGUUCGCUGUGGAAGUGUUGAUGCAACUGAAAAUAUGGAAUUAGCCCAACAAUUUGGUGUAAGUGGAUAUCCUACAAUUAAGUUAUUUAAUGGUACAGAGAAUAUUCAGAACUUCUCUGGAGCUAGGUCUAAGGAGAAUUUCUUAAGAUGGAUAUCAAAACUAACAGGACCAGCUAUCCAAAUUGUAGAUUCAAUGAGUGAAGCUACAGAAAUUGCUUCCAGCUCGUCUUCAGCAUUUAUUGGUCAUUUAUCAUCUAAAGAUUCCACCACAUUUACUAACUUCGAAGUUGUUGCAGCCUCUCAUCGUGAACAUAGUUAUCCAUUUAUUGUUGUAUUGGGUAGUAGUGAAGAGCAGCUUCAUAUCUUACAUAAGGAUGAAGAAACAGUUGUCAUUCCUAUGCCAAAAACUUUGGAAAAAUUGGAAUCUAAGAUUUCUGUAAUGAAUGUACCUUUGUUUGCAGCAAUUAGUGCAGAUAAUUACUCAUUGUAUAUGUCACGUCCAGGAUUUACAGCAUGGUUCUGUGGGACAACUGAAGAUUUUAAUAAAUAUGCCUCUGUGAUUAGGAAAGUUGCUUCUCACUUUAGGGAGGAGUAUGCCUUUGUAUUUUUAGAUACUGAUCAAUUUGGAUCUCAUGCUACUCAGCAUUUAUUAAUAGAGGAAUUUCCAGGGUUAGUUGUACAAAGUGUUGCUGUACCAGCUAUUAGAUAUCUCUAUGGAGGUUUGAAAUUCGAUUCAGAAGAGCCUUUAAUGGAAUUUAUGAAUUCAGUAGCAAGUGGUAAACAUGAAAUGAGCAUUAAAUCAGAGCCAGUUCCUUCUGAACAGACUGGACCUGUAACAGUCGUUGUAGGUCAUACAUUUGAAGAGAUUGUAUUUCAAAAGGACAAAGAUGUCUUAAUAGAAAUAUAUGCUCAAUGGUGUGGACAUUGCAAGAAUUUAGAGCCUAUUUACAAUCAGCUUGCUGAGGAAAUGAAGGACAAUGAGAAUAUUGUUAUUGCUAAAAUCAAUGGACCAGCAAAUGAUAUUCCUUUCGAAGGUUUUAGCCCUAGGGCUUUUCCAACUAUUUUGUUCGUAAGAGCAGGUACAAGAACUGCUAUACCUUAUGACGGUAAAAGGACUGUUGAAGCUUUUAAGGAAUUUAUUACUGAACAUGCUACUGUUUCUCAGUCUUCUACUCAUGAUGAACUUUAG
Cryptosporidium muris RN66 is the source of this 1437-nucleotide messenger RNA. RefSeq names its product disulfide isomerase protein, putative. Gene Ontology annotation, molecular function: protein disulfide isomerase activity. The record is from RefSeq and is a predicted model, not a curated record. NCBI's taxonomy places the organism in Eukaryota, Apicomplexa, Conoidasida, Eucoccidiorida, Cryptosporidiidae. Gene Ontology annotation, biological process: response to endoplasmic reticulum stress; protein folding. The coding region runs from base 1 to 1437 and encodes 478 amino acids. The transcript has a single exon. Gene Ontology annotation, cellular component: endoplasmic reticulum.